Messenger RNA from Triplophysa dalaica, 2111 nucleotides. Its product is annotated as tetratricopeptide repeat protein 16. The transcript is spliced from 13 exons. The coding region runs from base 247 to 1971 and encodes 574 amino acids. The record is from RefSeq and is a predicted model, not a curated record. Gene Ontology annotation, molecular function: protein binding. Lineage: Eukaryota; Metazoa; Chordata; Actinopteri; Cypriniformes; Nemacheilidae.
GUUCCAUAAUGCAACAUAAAUCGGAUUUAGUUAUGCUUAUAAACACCUAUCACAAAUCUUCUUUAAUUCAUCGCAUUUUUUUAUUGUAAUUAUCACUUUUAAACAAAAAAUAGAGGGAGUUUUCUACGUGACUCAAUUGUUCCCAUAGUUACUAAAUGUUGUCAGAAGUUUUCCAUUGUAGGGAACUAUUGCGCGACUUGUUUUUGUUGAGUUCAUAUCUGAAGCGCCCUUUCAGUGAGAGGAGACAUGAGUGGGGAACUCCUCAUCAAAAAGAAAGCAGAUCAUCAUGACCAGGCAGGUGUCAAUGCUAUGUCACAGUUUCAGUUUGAGAAGGCUGUGUCCUGUUUCUCAAAGGCCAUACUGCUCCAGCCUCAACAGACACAGUUCUAUGUACAGCGAGCAGAAGCUUACCUUCAACUGUGUGAUUUUCAGUCUGCAGCACUGGAUUACAAACUCACCUGUAUGCUGGAACCACAAAAUGAGGUCUAUUCACAGAAACUGGCCUUCAUUUACUACCUGCAGGGUCAGUGUCUCUAUGAUUUGGGGAUGUCUGUGGAGGCUUUGGAGUCUUUCACAAAAGCAUCGGAAAUCAAUCCCGCUUUCCGGCCUUAUCACAUGAGGAGCUUGGCCUGUCUGACUGCUCUGGGCCGAUUCUCGGACUGUCUUCGUCUGGUCAGUAACUGGUUGGAGACAGGUGACCCUUCAGCUGACCUCUUUACUUUAAGAGCCCGCCUACACCAGCAGCUCAAUCAGAUGACUUUGUGCUAUCAUGACGUGAGAUCCGCGCUUAGACUGAAACCAGGUUGUCAGGAGGCGAAUGCUCUGUUGAAGAAACUGCAGGAAACGGCGGAACGUUCUCAUCAUGCAGCCGUUGAAAAAGCGCUGAUGGGAGAGCUUUCAGAUGCACUGGGGAAAAUAAACACAGCUCUGGAGUAUAACCCCAGUAAAGCACGCUACUAUCUCUUUAGGGGGAUUCUGUAUCGUCGUCUUAAAGACUUCACUGCUGCCAUCGAUGACUUUGUUCUUGCGGUUGAGUUAUGUGGGAUUGGAGAAGAACCACCUGAGGGUGAGGAGCAGGAGAUCUCAGGGGCUUUAGAAGAGGAUACUCAAACCCAACUGGUGCUCACGUACAAUGAUUUUGCAGUUCAGUGCUUCUCCAAGGGUUUGUAUAGGGAAGCUGUCGUGCUGCUAAACAAGGCCAUCGAGAAAAAGAGAGACGAGAGUGCGCUGUUCAUCAACAGAGGAGAUUGUUUUUAUAAGCAGUGCGAGUGGAUGUUUGCAUUGGCGGAUUAUCAGCUAGGAGAGGAGAUGGAUCCCGACAACACGGCUAUCCGUCUACGACUCGCUGUCAUUCACAACACGCUGGGCCUGCACAGAUUCAACAAGAAGAAGUACCAAGAGGCUGCGGACAUGUUUUCAGUAGCUAUAAAGCACAACCCUGCCGUGGUUCAGUACUACGAAAAUCGAGCCAAAGCUUAUAGCAAAGCAGGCAAACUGGAAGAAGCAAAGCAGGAUGCCAUCAGAGUUCUUAUCUUAAAUCCCACAAAUGAGCAGAUGGUGGCUUUGCUGUUGCGUCUGCUCCCAGGAUGCUCUCUGUCUGACAUCAUGUCGUGUGCUACUGCGCAGUCUGUCAAGAGGCAGAUGAUGGCAAAGAUUGAAGCAUUUAAACAAGCUGCCUCCAAAGUGUCAAGAAUUGGUAAGAUGGGCCUUGUUGAAGAUGACAGCCAAACUCACGCUUCACUGACUGAUGAUGAUCCAAAGCAGAAGGUGCAGACAGCACAGGUGGACAGAAAACUAGUCCAGAGCAAACAACAGUUGAAUCAAGCAGUGAAGAAAGCUUUACACCAGAGGCGUCCCCUGCGCUGUGACAGGCCACGUCUGGCCCCUACGCCCCGUGAACGUGAAGAGACUGAAACUCAGGAACGACCGUAUGUGUGGAGGAAAUUUAGGGGUCUUGGGCUCAACUGUUGAAAGUCUGAUGGAACAUGGAAUCCCAUUGACUUCCAUUGUAUUGAUACAAAACCAUUUCUCAAAAUAUCUUCUUUAGUGUUUAAAAAGGAAAGAGUCAUAUAGAUGUUUGAACAACUUUGGAAUUAAAAAGUGACAGAUUU